UCGUGGUGUACACGGUGGAAGAAAGUAGUGUAUCUGCGCGCCCUCGGUUUUUGCCGCUCAAUAUCUGGUGCGUGCGUGUGUGUGUAGCAAGAGAGAGAGUUGUAGUGCUGCGAGCGUGGUUAAGCAAGCGCCCGUACGGGAUUUACGGUUUAGUUGGUAUCGCUCUGUCCCCGGCGGCUGUAGCCUUUUGUUUUCGUUCUGCUGCGGCUCGGUUCCGUAGACACAUCUUAAGUUUUAGUACACGUUACGUUUCCCAGUCAACAAGACCCCAAAAACAUAUAAAAAUGAAAGUCACAUUCCUGUUGGAGCUAUUACUAAUUCUGAUCAUCAUCGCAUUUGCUGCCUCCAAACCGGUCAGCGAUGAGGGACGAAAUGCACACAAAGGCACGCUCAUCUCGCGACAGGCGGCCGAAGAUCUGGCUGGAGCAGUAGCACCGGUUGAUGGCGCACCAGUGGUUCCCGUUGCCCCGGCUGCCGGCGGUGAUGACGACGACGACGAUGACGACGAUUCCGAUGAGUUCGAUCUCGGCGACGACGACGAUUCGGCCGAAGACGACGAUGACGAUGCGGACGACGAUGAUGACGACGAGGAAGACAUCAUCGGAUCGGUCGAGGAUGAGAUCGACGACGAUGACGACGAUGAUGAUGAUGACGAUGAUGAUGAGGUAGCGGCACCGGUGGCCCCGGCGGCGGUUGUCGACCAGCAGAAGCAGACGGCCAACCAGGUGGCACCGGCGGCUGCGGCGGCCGCUGCUGAGGACGACGAUGACGACGAUGAUGACGAUGAUGAGGAGGACGAUGCGCUGUCUUUUUUUGGUGAUGACCUCCUAGGCGCCUUCGACGAUGAUGACGACGACGACGACGAUGAUGACGAUGAUGAUGACGAUGAUGAGGAUACGGUUGCCGCCGUCCAGCCCGCCGUCCAGGCCGCCGCCGCCGUCGCCCAGCCCGUCGCCCAGGCCGCCGCCGAACCGGUGGCCCAGGUCGCGGCCGCCGCCCCGGCCGCCGCCAAGAAGACGAAGAAGAAGGUGGCCGCCCAGAACACGCAGGCCCUGCUGGAUCUGGCCGAUGCGGCCGCGGCCCAGAACGAGGUGGACAGCAGCGCGGUGAAGAAGCCGGCCGAGGAGCUGGACGUGAACAGCGAGGUGAACAAGAUUGCGGAAUCGCUCACCAGCCAGGGAGGCGCAGGGGACAGCGCGACCGAGCCGGCGGUGGAGGAGGACGGAGAGGAGGAGGAGUACGACGAGGACUCGCCAGAAAAGGUACAAACUCAAAACACGAAUAACAAUAAAGUUGACGUUGUUGCGAACGCUCCAGCUCAGCCCGUAACCGUGACGAAACCGGAGAAGAAACCGGCGACCGGAGACGAUGACGACUACCUGUCCGCCCUGGUCGGCGACGAUGACGAUGACGACGACGACGACGAUGACGAUGACAGCGAGGAGACGCCAGCCGGCGCAGCGGCAGCAGCCGCCACCGGCCAGAAGGAGGACCAGCAGCAGCAGCAGCAGGCGGCCGCGGAAGCGGACGAUGACGCGGAAGACGACGAUGACGACGAUGACGAUGACGACAGCGACGAGCUGAUCGACGAGAGCGCGGUGGAGGACAUUGCCGAGUCGGACGUGUGAGUUGGUCCGCUGACCGGGCGUGUCCCAUCAGCGGCCCACCAGCGCCCACCAGCCCAGCCCCGCCCCGCUCAACCCGACUCCAGCAACACAGCCGUGCCGAUAUACCGAAGGAAGUAGAAGGCGAACACCCAAACACCCUAGCACGAAGCAGCCCCUUUCCCUCCCGCUAGAAACAGAUGGUGGAUAAUAGGUGAGAAUGGGGGAAACAGUUAUUGUGGCACAAAGGGGGGAUGAUGGGGUGGUGUGGGGUGGGAGUGGGGGUUAGUAUGGCAGCGCAAUGGCCACGCCUGGCGUGUAUGGGCCGGUGAAGCAAACCAAACUGUAAAGAAUGACGACGAUUGUCCUGAUGCGAUAUUCCCUGGAUGCGAUCACAACUAUCCUCCCAGCUACCUCCCCCAUCCGUCAAAACCCGCCCCCAAACUGCGCCACUCCAACACAGCCCCAGCCAGUCAUACGUAAAGAGACUUUGCUUUUCCCACCAAAACCCACCAAACUACGCGUCCCCCCCCCCCCCAUCGUGUGCUGGAAGAAGAAGUAUAGGGGGAGCGGAGAUUCGUUCGCGUGCAAUUUCAUCUGCACACGCAACUGGCGCAACGACUCAUGCUGCUUCAGUGCGCGCUAGAGAGAGAGAAAUGACCCUAAGCCCCUAACACUUCGAUGCGAAUCCCUCAUGCAUGUCCGUUUGUGCCUCGUUCAAGGAGGUUCAAGAGGAGGAGAGAGAGAGAGAGAGAGAGAGUAAGAAAAUCAGAUAGAUAGAUAGAGCAUUAGAGCAUAGAGAAGACGCACGCGUACCCGUACCCACACGGCAACGGACCACAACACCGACGCUGCCGAUACUAAUCGGGCACAAUCGACGCCGACAGACCCCGAUAUGGAAGCCGUGUUUGAUGGAACAACCCCCUCCCAUGGGGAAACUGGGGAACAGGCCGGGCAACUACCACCACCACAGACGACGCGGACGUAAACGAGAAGCAAGAAAAACCCCGAACACACACUGACUAGGAGUUUUAAGCUAAUUUAUUUAUUUAUUUAAAUUAUUUAUUUAUUUAAUUUAUUCGUACGGAUGUGUACAACAAUCAAAGGACAACACAACACCACAGCGACUUUUACUACUGCUAAAACCAUCUCUACCACCCAACUGCUAACACAAACACGCUGUGUGCUGCAAAAGAAAAAAAAACACUGCUGGAACUCUUUUUUUGCGUGUGAACCAAAAGAAAGUGAUAGCCGCAGACAUUGCUCAACAGUAGAACACGUACACAUACACGACCACAUGUUACACAAGUACGAAAGGACUCAAAUAAAGAAGAAACGAACAAAACGGACGCGAGAGAUUGUAAAAACAAA
Molecule: messenger RNA, 2975 nt
Organism: Anopheles arabiensis
Lineage: Eukaryota; Metazoa; Arthropoda; Insecta; Diptera; Culicidae
Product: coiled-coil domain-containing protein 1-like
Exons: 4
Coding region: 285-1628 (447 amino acids)
Source: RefSeq, a predicted model, not a curated record